CACCGACCUUAGUUUGCGCUUCCUGAUUUUACGUUAAAAAAAAAAAUUCGAAGAAAUUUCGGCUUAAAUGUUUCCUAAAUAAGUAAUUAUAGUUUUACGGUUCUAAUUAACAGUACGUUAAGCAGCCAAAAUGUGGGGUUCUGUAAACAUGAGUACCUAAAGUCUUCUGUUUACUGUUUUUGAGAGACUGAACUGUUCUACAUAAAACACGGCGAUAUGGCAGAAAAUAAUUGCGAACUCAAUCAAGACGACAUUAUCAUUAACGAUCAAGAUGGUCUCCCGAAUGUACAUCCAAAUUUGCUUGCAGAGGCCACAGUUGAUAGUCCAGAUCGUACCACCGACGACGAAUUUGAGGAUCUACCAACGUCAUUAAUCGUCACUAACAUUCACGAUGAUGUCUUCAUAAACCCCGAUCGCAAAACAGAACUAGAGGAAUUAUUUCGUAUGUACGAUUCUGAAGUUACAUUUCAAUGGUUGCGCAGUUUUAAGCGUUUACGUGUAAACUUUCAAACCCCAUUGGCAGCAGCGAGCGCUCGCAUACAAUUGCAUCAAUACCCAAUCAAAGAAUCUGUAAUUACUUGUUACUUUGCUCAACCGGUUACGCCAGUCAAGAACAGCAGCUUGCAACCGCCCGCACCCUUUAAACAGUUCCUCAUUUCGCCGCCCUCAUCUCCGCCACUCGACUGGGAACCUCGUCCCGAAGGUAGUUUACCCGAGGUCCCCCCUUUAAAAGAAGUUCCCUAUAUAUCGUUUCAUUAUGAUACCAAUGAGGAAAGCAAUUUAACUAACAUUUGUCGUCAGUUUGGUGAUGUCAUACACAUUUCACCAGUUCAGAUAACAUCCUUGUUGGAACGUCCCGGAGCAAUUUUAGUUGAAUGGGCUAUCUCGGAAAAUGAAGAUCACUUCGUCGAUGUUCAAGAUUAUCAUUUGCAAUGGGCAUUUGGGACUGUAAAUAAUCUAGAAAGCAAUUUUCAUACAUGUUACAUAGGUCCUAAUCUACAGUACUUGGUGAAAGACUUAAACUUGAACCAGAAUUAUUCAUUUAGGGUGCGUUGUAAAUAUGAGGGUGACACUCAGUGGAGUCCCUGGUCUCUGCCACAAGUCUGCCAAACUACCAUUAAAUCGUUUUCGUGGGUAGAAACUGAUAAUUUCACAUUGACUAACGAUAAUAAGAUUGCCUUAUCUUUGCUUAACACAACUUCAUUCGUAUGUAGUCGAAGAAUUGAAUUUAAUGUGGGGUACUCGAUUGAAUUUACGUUUUUAGAAUGUGAUGUAAAUCUGAAUGAUAAUUACGUGGGCCUGACUAGUGAAAGUACAUUAAAAGGUUCAAUCACUAAUUCAUCUUCUGUUUGUGUAGAGGCAAAUGGAAGUAUUUUUGGUUCUGGUGUGAAGAAAAUUACAAGAUUUCCACCUGUAAUAAAAGGCAGCAAGAUUUGCUUCAGUUGUGUUUAUAGAGAUGAUAAUAAGUUACGGAUAAAUAUCGAUUGUAACGAAAAUCGUGUAACGUACGAUUGGACUGUUGAUCAUCGUAAUAUAUACAUUGUCGCACAAUUUAAUUCUCCAAAUUGGAAAAUAAUGAUUGAUUAAUUUUGUUACGUUUACUUACAAAUAAAUACAUGUUAACCUACAAUGCUACUGGCACCACGUAAAGCUAAGUAUCCUGCAGUUAUAUCCAUUGGUAAACCUAUUAGCGUACCAUACUCUUCUUUAUUGGCAAAUCUAAGCCUCGUUUGAGGAUCAGUGUAUGGCGCCGGCAAUCCAGAUAGGUCAGAAAAUUUCUCCGCAGGCUUAAAUGACGGUGGCGCAUUAAUUGAGCUAUAAUGAACGUAGUUUUCGGGCCAUUGCAAAGAUCGUUCCGUUGAAAUUAUUUGUUUUAAAGAUUUCCAAGCCCGUUUUUUAUUGUUAGACUUUGAGGUGUGCUGGAAAGUUGUCGCUUUGAAAACCGGACGGAUUUCACUUUUAAUAAACUCCGUCAUGGUGCUUAUUACAUUUUACAGAUUUAUCGGAAUUUCAGUACAUUU
Molecule: messenger RNA, 2021 nt
Organism: Photinus pyralis (common eastern firefly)
Lineage: Eukaryota; Metazoa; Arthropoda; Insecta; Coleoptera; Lampyridae
Product: cytokine receptor-like factor 3
Exons: 7
Coding region: 217-1587 (456 amino acids)
Biological process (GO): calcium-mediated signaling
Cellular component (GO): nucleus; cytoplasm
Molecular function (GO): nucleic acid binding; protein binding; calcium-dependent protein serine/threonine phosphatase regulator activity
Source: RefSeq, a predicted model, not a curated record